AUGUUGGAAUCACCUAUCACAAAACCGCUGAACGUGCUACCGGCAUACCGUACUCAAGUCUCGCCACUUGAGACGGUCACCAAGAACGAAAAGCACCAUGACCAGAAACCAGAACAAGAACCGAGAACAAUCGACGAGCUUGUCCGGCAACGGGCAGCUUUGGGAUCUUCACAGCCUGUGAUUUCUUAUCCUGAAACAGGCACGGACUAUGUUGAUUACCCUCUCCGUCAACUGGAUAUCUUCGCUUUCCGAGUCGCCAAGGUGUUAGCUGCACGCAUUCCCCCUCGGUCAUCUUCAUCAGAAACUCCGGCUGUCAUUUCGUUGCUGGGGCCUUCCAAUCUUGACUAUCUCGUCAUGCUACUGGCACUGGCUAAAUUAGGACAUACCGGCCUCUUGCUAUCAACACGACUGUCCAAUGAAGCCUACGUUUCACUACUGGAGAGGACGAAUUCGCAUCACCUAUUCAUCCAUAGUUCCUUCGAAGACACCGCAGCGGAGCUUCAGAAAUUGGUUCCGGGCCUGCAAGCCGCCGAAAUUCCGACUGAGGAGAACUACAAUUACCCUAUCCCGACUGGCACUGACAUUGACACCAAUCUCGUGCCCCAGCUUGAUCCAGCCAAGGAGCUCGGAUACCUCUCGUGGAUUAUCCAUUCCAGUGGCUCGACUGGGCUCCCCAAGCCAAUCUUUCAAACCAACGGGGCCGCCAUCAAAAACUAUGCUUCCAACAUGAACAUGAACGGCUUCAUUACCCUGCCUCUGUAUCACAAUCAUGGAAUCAGUGUUCUCUUCCGGACUAUCUACUCGAACAAAAGACUGUACCUUUAUAGUGCAAAGUCGCCACUCACUCGGCAGAAUCUGCUCGAUAUCAUGAAAUCACGCGAGCUGGAGAUUUUCUACGGCGUUCCCUACGCCUUGAAAUUGCUUGCGGAAACCGAGGAGGGACUCUCGGUUCUCUCGAAAUUCAAAGCUGUUAUGUUCGGGGGAUCGGCAUGUCCAGACUCUCUCGGGAAUUUGCUUGUGGAAAAUAACGUUAAGCUGAUCAGUCACUAUGGAUCGACUGAAACGGGCCAACUGAUGAGCUCAAUUCGCCCAACCGGGGACAAGGAAUGGGACUAUUUGAGACCUGAUGGGCUUGUCAAACAGUAUCUGCGGUUUGAGGAACGCUUCCCUGGAGUCUUCGAACUGGUCUGUCUCGAUGGCUGGCCGUCCAAGGUCACGUCCAACAGACCGGACGGCUCUUAUGCGACGAAGGACUUGUUCAUCAAGCACCCCACACUCGAGGCUUACAAAUACUAUGCCCGGUUAGACGACACCAUUCCUCUGGUCAAUGGGGAGAAGGUCAACCCUCUGGAUCUAGAAGGUCGAGCCCGGCAGCAUCAUGCAGUGGCUGAAGCUAUCGUGUUUGGAUCUGGUAAAGCGAGCAUCGGUCUAGCGGUUGUGCGAGCUCCUGGGACCGAUUCUCUUUCCGACGAUGAGCUCAUCAACGACAUUUGGCCCAGUGUCGAGAAAGCACAUGAGGCAAUGCCGGCCUACGGCCAGCUUUCAAGAAACAUGGUUCGGGUUCUGCCAGCUGACAUCCAGUAUUCUCGCACCGACAAAGGAACCUUCAUUCGCCAGGCCUUCUACAGAGACUUCAGUCAACUGAUUGAAGAGGCGUAUGAAGCCGAGGAUGCUAUGACUGGAUCAUUGGUUCUAUCCGAGCCGGAACUGAAGGCGUUUAUCAGAGAGCAGAUUCUCCAGCUUCUUCCUCUAAAAGACCCAAGCGCCUUGACUGAUGAUGCUGACUUCUUUGCCCUUGGCAUGGAUUCUUUGCAGUCUUCACGAUUACGGUCCGUUCUGGUAAGAACAAUCAAUACAAAUGGACAUAAGGUUGGAAUGAAUGUUGCCUUUGAGCAACCUAGUAUCGGCCUACUAGCUCGUCAUCUCACAGACCUCAGCUCUGGCACCACAAAUGGCGUGGAGUCUGUGGAGGACCAAAUGGCAGGCUUGAUAUCUCAAUACAGCCAUUUCCAUACUCACACACCCUAUCCAAAUGGGCUCAGUGGGAAAUACAUUGUUGUGACUGGAACAACUGGUUCUCUUGGAAGUCAUGCCAUUGCCAAGCUUGCAGCCCAGGAGAAUGUCAGCAAGAUUUACUGCCUUAUCCGCGCCAAUUCCCCUAUUGAGGCUUACGGUCGAUUGCUCAAAUCUAUGAAUGCUCGGAAGGUCUUUUCUGGUCUUUCCGACAUCGCCAAAAGCAAGCUUGUUGCCCUUCCAUCCGACCUCUCCCACCCGAUGCUGAGGCUGGACUCAACCAUAUACAACACUCUCACCUCCGAAAUUACCGAUGUGAUCCACUGCGCCUGGUCUGUCAACUUCAAUUUGCACCUCCGUAGCUUCGUGAAAGAUAACUUCGGCGGUCUUCAAAAUCUCAUCAAUCUCUGCCUCAAAGCCCAACGACCAACUCCCGCAUCCUUCAACUUCUGUUCAUCCGUCAGCUCCGUCGUGAACACGGAAGGAAACGAGAUCCCCGAAGCCCUCCCCGCGAAGCUCAGCUACGCCCAAAACAUGGGCUACGCACAAUCCAAACUCGUCGCCGAACACCUGUGCAUCCAAGCCGCUCAACAAACCGGCAUCUGCGCACGAGUCCUUCGAAUCGGCCAGGUCAUCGGUGACCAGGACCACGGCAUCUGGAACGCCACCGAGGCCAUCCCUCUCAUGCUCCAAACCGCCACGACCAUCGGAGCGCUCCCGAAACUCGACGAGUCGCCGCUCUGGUUGCCUGUCGAUGUCGUCGCGGGCACUGUCAUCGACCUCUCCCUCUCCGAUCGAACCUUGUUCUCCCCCUCUACCCUUACCACCGACCUUGUCUUCAACAUCGUCAGCCACCACCCUUUCCAUUGGACCCGGGACCUCCUACCGUAUCUUCACCGCGUGGGUCUGAACUUCGAAGAGCUCGAUCAGCGCGAGUGGCUCCAGCGAUUGAGGUCGUCGAACUCGGACCCCGUCGCCAACCCUCCGAUCAAAUUAGUCGAUUUCUUCGCCAGUAAAUAUGAUACUGAGAAGCCUCGGCGGUCGUUGCAAUACCACACUGACCGGGCACGACAGGUCUCGGUAUCUUUGGCGGAUGCGAAACCAUUGGAUGAGGAGUUGGUGGGUAAGAUGGUUGGUUAUUUCAAGAAAGAGUGUUGGACGGUUAAGGAAUGA
Molecule: messenger RNA, 3186 nt
Organism: Aspergillus affinis
Lineage: Eukaryota; Fungi; Ascomycota; Eurotiomycetes; Eurotiales; Aspergillaceae
Product: putative NRPS-like enzyme
Exons: 3
Coding region: 1-3186 (1061 amino acids)
Molecular function (GO): phosphopantetheine binding
Source: RefSeq, a predicted model, not a curated record